UUUAGGUCGCCUCAAUAAACUAUCGGAUCCUGUGAAAAUGGCUUGCAAAAAUUUAUUUGCAGCCAUUUUUGUGUUUGCCUGUUUUUUGACCUGUAACGGCGAGGAUUGUGAGGUCUACGAUGAAUUUGGAUCGUGUACAGGACCAUGUUCAGAAGAUAAGGUGAUAUACAGCAUGGGCUGUCACCAGGAAAGCAUGACGGAGAGAACAUGUCGGAACCCAGUUCCUCGGAACAUAGGUGUACGAUGUGAUUACGCUAGGUGCGAGUGCCCUGAGCCCAUGAUUUGGGAUGAAGCAGCCCACAACUGUGUCAACAUUGAAGACUGUUCUGAUCAGUCUGGUGUUACUGCGAAGAUUGAAGACUAGAUAUGAAAUUAGCUGAGACGAAUGCAUUGUCAAAAGAUUUAAGAAAAUACGACGUUUAAUGAAAUCGUUACUUUCCUACAGUUCUGUUACAAAAUCUACUAAAGCAAUCGUACUUACUCUACUAC
Spodoptera litura is the source of this 489-nucleotide messenger RNA. RefSeq lists its product as uncharacterized. The record is from RefSeq and is a predicted model, not a curated record. Lineage: Eukaryota; Metazoa; Arthropoda; Insecta; Lepidoptera; Noctuidae.